GAAGUGUGUUUGCAUUUCGCGGGCACGGUGGAACGACGCGCUGGUGUUGUGGACAGAAAUGGCGGACGUGAACGCAAUGGAGAAGAAGUUGGCGGAGUACAAGUGUGAUACCAACGACGCAAUAUGUUUGAAGCUAGUGCGGUUUGCGGAGGAUGUAGAUGACGAAGGAACCACAUUCCAUCCCGAGUACAGCCACCAACUUUAUGGGGACGAUGAGGUGGCUUUUGGAUACAAGGGACUUCAGAUUCAGCUGUACUACAGCGCUGGCAACCUGAAUACUCUCUUCAAAGUCAAAUACUCCUCCAAGGUCACAGAGAAGUUUGACUGUGUUGAGCCUGACGACGUGGAGGGUAAGAUCCGAGAGAUCAUCCCCCAGGGGUUCUGCUGCAACACGGACGACUUCAUCUCACUGCUGGAGAAGGAGGGCAACUUUAAGCCCUUCGGCAGCCUAAUCCACACAUACAGCAUCCACAACGAGGACGCAGGCGAGGACAUCACCUACCAGAUCCACAAAGCCGACCUGUCCUGCCCUGGCUUCCAGGAGUACCAUGAGCGGCUCCAGACCUUCCUCAUGUGGUUCAUUGAGACGGCCAGCUACAUCGACGUGGACGACGACCGCUGGGACUUCUUCUUGGUAUUCGAGAAGUACAAUAAGGACGGCGAGACUCUCUACGCGACAGUUGGCUACAUGACAGUUUAUAAUUACUACGUGUACCCAGACAAAACCCGACCACGUGUAAGCCAAAUGCUGGUCCUGCCCCCGUUCCAGGGAGAGGGACAUGGGGCUCAGCUGCUGGAGACGGUUCACAGGUUCUACUGCAACUCUCCCAAAGUACAGGACAUCACAGCCGAGGACCCGCCGGAGAACUACGUGAAGCUGCGGGACUUUGUCCUGGUGAAGCUGUGCCAGGAGCUGCCGCCCUUCGCCACCGACAAGCUCAGCUCCGGCUUCAGCGAGGACAUGGCCCGCGAGGCGCAGGAGAAGUUAAAGAUAAACAAGAAACACGCUAGACGGGUGUACGAGAUCCUGCGUUUGCGAGCCACGGACAUGAGUGACGAGGAGAAGGCCCGAGCAUUCCGGCUGGAGGUCAAAAAGCGAUUAUUUGGCCCCUACAAGAAGAACCAGCGUGAGAUGGCGAAGAUGCGCAAGUGUCUGCGUCCGGAGGAGCUGCUGUCUCAGGUGAACCAGCUGGACACCCAGCUGCAGCACGAGGAGCUGGAGAGGAGCUACCAGGAGGUGCUGGCCGAGUACCGCAGGACCAUCGAGCGCCUCGCACGCCUCUGAGCUGACACACACACACACACACACACACACACACACACACACACACACACACACACACACACACACACACGGGUACAUACCAGGAGUAGCUGGUGGAGUACCGCAGGACCAUCGAGCGCCUCGCACGCCUCUGAGCUGAUACACACACACACACACACACACACACACACACACACACACACACACACACACACACACACACGGGUACAUACCAGGAGGUGCUGGGGGAGUAUCAAGCGCCUCGCACGCCUCUGAGCUCCGCUCAGGCCCCCCGAUUCCCCAACAUACACACACACACACACAUAAAUACACACGCACGCACGCAUGCACGUUAAGACUGAUACACACUCAUUCACAUACACACACACACACACACACACAAGGGUACAUACUGAUACACACUUAUACACACACACACACUCAUACAGACUGAUACACACUCAUCUACAGUCACACACUGUCACCUCUACACACAGACACACACACACACUGACUCAAACAGACUGAUGCGAAACUAUCAAUACAGUUUCACACCACACACACACACACACACACACACACACACACACACACACACACACACACACACACACACACACACACACACACACACACAGCUUCUCUACUCAACGAUUAUGACCAACGUCUGUGUGUGAGCGUUUGAGUGUGUGUGUCUGUGUUCUCAAUGGACUCACUCCCUGCUGUUGGAGAGGAAACCAACCCCUCAACCCCCCCCCUCCAUGUCCCCAUAAAUUGUCACCUGCCACGUGACAUCUCCGUGAUCGAUACAUCAGCUAACAGGCCAUAGUCAUACGUCUCAGACUUCACAGCCCUCUCAGGAAGGAACACAAAAAAAAAGAAAACCGAGAACAGAACAUUUACUUUUUGUAUGUGAGAAUCAGUAAGUAUUUCUUUUUUGCAGAAUAUAUGUGGUUAUUAAGGCUCUUUUCCUCUCUUGUGAAGACGAGUAGAUUUUGAAGCACUUCAUAUUGAAAAUAAAAAGUUUUGUACAUUA
This is a messenger RNA of Engraulis encrasicolus (European anchovy), 2300 nucleotides long. RefSeq names its product histone acetyltransferase 1 (gene hat1). Bases 59 to 1285 code for a protein of 408 amino acids. The transcript has 11 exons. Gene Ontology annotation, cellular component: nucleus. Gene Ontology annotation, molecular function: histone binding; histone H4 acetyltransferase activity. NCBI's taxonomy places the organism in Eukaryota, Metazoa, Chordata, Actinopteri, Clupeiformes, Engraulidae. The record is from RefSeq and is a predicted model, not a curated record. Gene Ontology annotation, biological process: subtelomeric heterochromatin formation.